Messenger RNA from Orycteropus afer afer, 3711 nucleotides. RefSeq names its product fibulin 2 (gene FBLN2). The record is from RefSeq and is a predicted model, not a curated record. Gene Ontology annotation, cellular component: extracellular matrix; extracellular region. Gene Ontology annotation, molecular function: calcium ion binding; extracellular matrix binding. Gene Ontology annotation, biological process: positive regulation of cell-substrate adhesion. Lineage: Eukaryota; Metazoa; Chordata; Mammalia; Tubulidentata; Orycteropodidae.
AUGGCUCUGCUCUGGUGUCCUGCUGCAGCCUGGCUGACCCUGGUCCUGGUCCUGGUGUGUCCAGAUGAGGCCGCCCCACCACAGGACUGCACAGGCAUUGAGUGUCCACAGCUAGAGAACUGCAUCGAGGAGGCGCUGGAGCCAGGUGCCUGCUGUGCCACUUGUGUGCAGCAGGGCUGUGCCUGCGAGGGCUACCAGUACUACGACUGCCUGCAGGGUGGCUUCCUGCGUGGCCGUGUGCCUGCUGGUCAGUCCUACUUUGUAGACUUCGGCAGCACUGAGUGCUUCUGCCCACCAGGUGGUGGCAAGAUCAGCUGCCAGUUCAUGCUGUGUCCGGAGCUGCCACCCAACUGCAUUGAAGCUGUAGUGGCUGCAGAUAGUUGCCCACAGUGCGGCCAGGUGGGCUGUGUCCAUAUGGGCCGCAAGUAUGCUGCUGGCCACACUGUUCACCUGCCACCCUGCCAGGCCUGCCACUGUUCUGACACAGGUGGUGAGCUCAUCUGCUACCAGCUGCCUGGGUGCAAUGGAGAUGCUGAGCCCCUGCUGGCUGCCACUGCCGCCCCCAGGAACUUCUCAGACACUGAGGAAGGUGACCCAGGGCGGCACUACGAAGACCCCUACAGCUAUGACCAGGAGGUGGCUGAGGCAGAGGCAGUGGCGGUGGCGGCUUUGGCAGGAGAGCUUCAGGCAGGUGCAGGGAGCCCAGCUGCUCUGGGAGGCAGAGGUCAGCCCCUGUCUGCCAUCCAGGCGACACCUUGGCCUGCUGUCCUCCCUAGGCCCACAGCAGCAGCUGCCCUAGGCCCCCCAGCCCCUGCUCAGGUGAAAGCUAGGAGAGUGACAGAGAACAGUGAGGGGGCAGAGGAAGAAGAGGAAGAAGAGGAAAAGGAGGAAGGAGCUGUCAUGGAGCAGUUGGCAGCUGGCAGCCUGAAGGGGCUGGACAGGCUGCCCACUGUAGGUCCAGCUGGGCCAGGUCUCCUGGUCCAUGAGGUAGGGGCAGAAGCCAGGGCAGGGCCUGAAGAGAACCUCCUCCCUGAUGCCCAGUCCACCCCCCACAGCACAGAACAGGAGGGUGCCAGGCCUGCCUUGGCAUCUGGCAUAGCAGGUCCUGUUCCUACGCCGAGUGCUCCUGAGGUCCUGGCCAAGCCCAGUGUCCACACCAUCCUGACCACACCACUGCAGGAGGUAGCACAGGACCUCCCAACCCAGGAGGUGCCCAAGCAGCCGAAGAUUCUGCCCCAUCCCUGGGUAGAGGAGGAUACAGACCCCAACUCUGUCCAUUCUGUCCCCAGAGGUGGCCCUGAAGUCUCCACCAGGGACCUGAUUGAGACAUGCUGUGCAGCUGGGCAGCAGUGGGCCAUCGAUAGUGAUGAAUGCAUGGACAUCCCUGAGAGUGGCACAGAGGGUGACAUCUGCAGGAUAGCUCAGAAGCACUGCUGCAUCUCCUACUUGAAGGAGAAGACCUGCAUGGCUGGUGUCCUGGGGGCCAAGGAGGGUGAGGCCUGUGGGGCUGAGGACAAUGACACCUGUGGCAUCUCCCUGUAUAAGCAAUGCUGUGACUGCUGUGGCUUGGGACUUCGUGUACGGGGUGAGGGCCAGUUGUGUGAGUCCAACCCCAAUCUGGGCUACCCAUGCAACCAUGUAAUGCUCUCCUGCUGUGAGGGGGAAGACUCUCUCAUUGUGCCUGAGGUCCGCAGGCCUCUGGAGCCUGCAGCUAUACCACAAAGAGUUUCAGAGGCGGAGGUAGGGGGCCGGGAGGCCCUGUCACUGGGCACGGAGGCUGAGCUUCCCAACAGCCUGCCGGGUGACGACCAAGAUGAGUGCCUGCUUCUCCCUGGGGAGUUAUGUCAGCAUCUCUGCAUCAAUACUGUGGGCUCCUACCGCUGUGCCUGCUUCCCUGGCUUCUCACUGCAGGACGAUGGCCGCACCUGCCGUCCAGAUCAUGACCCCCCAAAGCCAGAGGCUGCAGUGGAGUCCGCAUCAAGGCCACAAUCGUCCCCCAUGGCCCCCAACAUGAUCCCGUUACCUCUGCCACAACCCAACACCUGCAAAAACAAUGGACCCUGCAAGCAGGUGUGCAGCAUCAUUAGGGAUACAGCCAUGUGCUCCUGCUUUCCUGGCUAUGCCAUCAUGGCCGAUGGUGUGUCCUGUGAAGACCAAGACGAGUGCCUGCUGGGUGCUCACGAUUGUAGCCGGCAGCAGUUUUGUGUGAACACCCUGGGAUCCUUCUACUGUGUCAACCACACAGUGCUGUGUGCGGAGGGCUUUAUCCUCAAUGCGCACAGGAAGUGCAUGGACAUCAAUGAGUGUGUGACUGCUCUGCACACGUGCACCCGGGGCGAGCACUGCGUGAACACUCUGGGCUCCUUUCGCUGCUACAAGGCCCUCACCUGCGAGCCGGGCUACGCCCUCACGGAUGGCGAGUGCACAGAUGUGGAUGAGUGUGCACUGGGCACACACAACUGCCAGGCGGGCUUCACGUGCCAAAACACCAAGGGCUCCUUCUAUUGCCAGGCUCGGCAGCGCUGCAUGGAGGGGUUCCUCCAGGACCCUGAGGGCAACUGUGUGGACAUCAAUGAGUGCACGUCGCUGCCUGAGCCCUGUAAGCCGGGCUUCAGCUGCAUCAACACAGUUGGUUCCUACACGUGCCAGAGAAACCCACUGCUCUGUGGGCGUGGCUACCACGCCAAUGAGGAUGGCACCAAGUGUGUGGAUGUGAAUGAGUGUGAGGCAGGCAUGCACCGCUGCAGUGACAACCAAGUGUGCCACAACCUCCCUGGCGCCUACCACUGUGACUGUAAAGCAGGCUUCCAGCGUGAUGCUUUCGGCCGGGCCUGCAUUGAUGUGAAUGAGUGUUGGGCCUCCCCGGGCCGCCUGUGCCAGCACACCUGUGAGAACACGCUUGGCUCCUACCACUGCUCCUGUGCUUCAGGCUUCAAGUUGGCUGCUGAUGGCAAGCACUGCGAAGAUGUGAAUGAGUGUGAUUCCCAGCGCUGCAGCCAGGAAUGUGCCAACAUCUACGGCUCCUACCAGUGCUACUGCCGCCAGGGCUAUCAGCUGGCUGAGGAUGGCCACACCUGCAGAGACAUCGAUGAAUGUGCACAGGGUGCCCAUAUCCUCUGUACCUUCCGCUGCCUCAAUGUGCCAGGGAGCUACCAGUGUGCAUGUCCAGAGCAGGGCUACUCUAUGAGUGCCAACGGGAGAUCCUGCAAAGACUUGGAUGAGUGUGCACUGGGCAGCCACAACUGCUCGGAGGCUGAGACCUGCUACAAUAUCCAGGGCAGCUUCCGCUGCCUGCGCUUUGAGUGCCCGCCAAACUACGUCCGCAUUUCUGAAACGAAGUGUGAGCGCACCACGUGCCAUGACUUGGUGAAGUGCCAGAACUCACCAGCACGCAUCACUUACUACCAGCUCAGCUUCCAGACAGGCCUUCUGGUGCCAGUGCAUAUCUUCCGCAUCAGCCCAGCACCCGCCUUCACAGGGGACACCAUCUCCCUGACCAUCACCAAGGGCAAUGAAGAAGGCUACUUUGGCACACGCCGGCUCAAUGCCUACACAGGUGUUGUCUUCCUGCAGCGUUCUGUGCGUGAGCCCCGGGACUUUGCCCUGGAGGUGGAGAUGAAGCUGUGGCGGCAGGGCUCUGUCACCACCUUCCUGGCCAAGAUGCACAUUUUCUUCACCACCUUUGCCCUGUGAGGCUGGCCACACUGCAGG